This is a messenger RNA of Rhagoletis zephyria (snowberry fruit fly), 2035 nucleotides long. RefSeq names its product alanine--glyoxylate aminotransferase 2-like. Gene Ontology annotation, cellular component: mitochondrion. The record is from RefSeq and is a predicted model, not a curated record. Gene Ontology annotation, molecular function: transaminase activity; pyridoxal phosphate binding. Lineage: Eukaryota; Metazoa; Arthropoda; Insecta; Diptera; Tephritidae.
CCAACGUAUUCGUCAUUCACUGGCAACAGGCAAGCCCCAGAACAGCUGAGCGUCAGCAGGCAAGAAGCACAAGUACGUCAGGCGCAGAAGCAAAAAAUUACGCGACUGGUACCUACACGUAUCUACAGAGCAACGACAAUUUUCUGAAAUCAGUUGCUGACAGGCAGUGGACGCGGUAGUAGCAAUCAGUUGCUAGCAACAUACUACCUAAAAUAUUUGCGAAUAUAAAGUGACUUAUAAAGUUUUAAGUGUUCCCCCGCUUUCUUAAAAUUUGGAAAAGUAUAAACAAACAGUUUUUGAAAAAUGUCUUUCACGCGCGAACAGUUGGAGUCGGCCAUGAGCGAGAAGUUGUCCAAGUCGGACACCAUCAAAUUGCGGAAUAAACAUAUCGGCCAAGCUUGCCAACUAUUCUAUCGUUCCGAUCCCUUGAAAAUUGUACGCGGCCAGGGUCAGUAUAUGUUCGAUGAGAUGGGCAAUCGUUACUUGGAUUGUAUAAAUAAUGUAGCGCAUGUUGGACAUUGUCAUCCGAAAGUGGUGCGCGCCGGAAGUCUUCAAAUGGCCACAAUUUCCACCAACAAUCGCUUCCUACACGAUGAGCUUGUGCAAUGCGCCAAAAUAUUGACCAGUAAAAUGCCUGGCGAUCUAUCGGUCUGCUUUUUCGUCAACUCCGGUUCGGAGGCCAACGAUCUGGCUUUGCGUUUGGCACGCAAUUACACCAAGCGGAAGGAUGUGAUCACGCUCGACCAUGCCUACCAUGGACAUUUGACUUCUGUAAUGGAGAUAUCUCCCUACAAAUUUAAUCAACCCGGUGGCGAUCCAAAGCCGGACUACAUUCAUGUUGCCCCCUGUCCGGAUGUUUAUCGCGGCAAGUUUAUCGACAAAGAUCACCCGGGCGCCGAUAUGGCCGAGCUAUAUAGCGCUCCCAUUGUGGAGAUCUGCAAGAAGUUGCAGGCACAGGGCAAAGGCUUAGCUGCCUUCGUUGCGGAGAGUUUGCAAAGCUGCGGCGGUCAAAUCAUACCGCCCGCCGGUUAUUUCCGUGCCGUCUACGAUGCUGUGCAUGCAGCUGGUGGACUCACCAUUGCCGAUGAGGUGCAGGUUGGUUUCGGCCGUGUGGGCACUCACUACUGGGCAUUCGAGACGCAAGAUGUAAUACCCGACAUUGUAACGGUUGCUAAGCCAAUGGGCAAUGGGCAUCCUGUGGGCGCUGUUGUGACCACACCUGAGAUUGCGAAUGCCUUCUAUGCCACUGGCGUCGCCUAUUUCAAUACAUAUGGCGGCAAUCCGGUUUCAUGCGCUAUUGCCAAUGCUGUGAUGCGUGUAAUCGAAGAGGAGGGACUGCAGGAGAAUGCACGCAUUGUUGGAGACUAUCUGAAUAAGAAAUGUCGUGAGUUUAGCUUGGAAUUCGAUAUUAUAGGUGAUGUGCGUGGCGUUGGACUCUUCGUUGGCAUUGAAUUGGUGAAGAACCGUGAGACGCGUGAGCCUGACACCAAGUCCGCUCAUUGGGUUGUGAAUCGCAUGAAAACACUGCAUAAGGUGCUCGUCUCCUCCGAUGGACCUAAUGAUAAUGUAAUCAAACUAAAGCCACCCAUGUGCUUUAAUCAGGAGAAUGCCGAUCAAUUUUUGCAAGCAUUCCGUGAGUGCUUGGCCAUGCUGGUGAAGGAGAGCAGUAAUGCGUCGUUCAUGGUUGGUGCUGCCGAAGCGAAGGACAGCACGAGUACGAUGUUCGAGAGUCGUCAAAGACUUAUUAAAUCGUCGUGAAAAGUUCUUUUGUAUGAAUUAUUGUAGUAUAAUAAUUAGACAUAUGUAAUCAAUAUUUGUAUGUUAUAAAUAGUAUUUAAAAUAAUUUCUUAGUCAAAUCAUUAGGUUUGUAGCUACGUUAGUGCUGGUGCCAUAUUUUAAGAAAAUAAAUACAUAUAAUUUAUAUAAAAGUUCAUAGUGCCAAAGCAUACACACAAAAUUAUAUAGCUUCAAGAAUUACCAGCACAUUAUUAAAAACAUAUUAUUAACAAUAAGCUCUAUAAAUAUAAAUUGUAAU